AUGGAUUCCGCCAAGACUGCACCUGCAGUCGUAUCCAACGGGAAUCCUUCCGCGGAUCAUCAUCCUGUUGCGCCCGCCGCUAGUACCUCUAGUAGCGCGGGAGGCGCGCGUAAGCCAGCGCGGCUGUUUCGGCAGCCGAGUCGCGUGACGGAGCGCAUGGCGAACUGCCUGCUGGAGAAUCGCAACGAGAUUGUUGAUACUCUGUCCCGGUGUCUGCAGUGCGGAAACGGCAUUCUCCUCCCCCACCAGCUCAUCGAUCAGCUGCGCGCAGCCAGCGCCGCGCGCCGUCGCCCGCACGCCACCCCUCCGCGCUCCCCGCGCAUAGCCGCGUCCCCGCGCUCUCCCGCCGCCAUCGUCACGGCAGCCGCGUGGGGAGCCGCGGGGGGAGCAGCGGGCGGAGCAGCGGGCGCGCUGAUCCCUGCAGACGCGGAAACCGCCAAGGUGCUGGAGGGCACGGUGGAGGCGGUGCGCAGAGUCGGUUCUGCGGACCUGGGGGCCGGGCGGAGGGCGGCGGGGGGGAGAAAAGCGGGCGCGGGCGCAGUCGCGGGGGAAGCGGCAGCAACAGGGGCCUCGGCGGACAGGUUCGACAGGGUGGACGGGGACGAGGAGGGGGAGGGGGAGGAGAGUCUGGAGGACAGCCCGUUCGGGAAGCUGCUUCUGGCGUCGCAGGAGGCGGUGGUGGUAUCGCCGUGGGUGGCGCUGGCGGUGCGUGUGCGGCCGGGCGAGUGGCAGCACGUGAAGAUCAACGCGGAGGAGGUGCUGGUGCAGGCCAUGACCGUGCCCGAGUACCUCGCCUUCAAAGAACUCCUCGUUUCGUCCAACGGAGGCCCAGCAAGCGACAACCCGUACUACGUGCUGGAGCUAGACUUCGGCCCGUUCAACGCGUCCUUCCCGCGGCUGACGCAGCCGCGGUCCAUCGGGCACGGCGUGCACUUCCUCAACCGCUACCUCUCCUCGCGCAUCUUCGCCAGCCAGCAGGGCUCCAUCCAGCCGCUCGUUGACUUCCUGCGCCUCCACAGCUACCGUGGCCAGCCACUGAUGCUGAGUCAGCAGAUCGAGACACGUGACCAGCUGAAACGUGCUCUGACGCGGGCGGAGGAUCUGCUGGGGUCGUACGAUGACGAGACUCCUGUUGGACACGUGGCAGAGAGGCUGCGAGACCUAGGGCUGGAGCUGGGGUGGGGCAACACGGUGGGGCGCAUCUCAGAGACCGUCAACCUGCUGCUCGACAUCUUCCAGGCACCAGACGCGGACACCCUGGAGAAGUUUCUCGGGCGGCUGCCCAUGAUCUUCGACGUGGUGAUCCUGUCGCCGCACGGGUACUUCGGGCAGGCGAACGUUUUGGGGCUGCCCGACACGGGCGGGCAGGUGGUGUACAUCCUGGACCAGGUGCGCGCCGUGGAGAAGGAGAUGCUGCGCUCGCUGCACCUGCAAGGGCUGGACAGCCUCUUCCACCCCAACAUCGUCAUCGUGACGAGGCUGAUACCGGAGGCGCGCGGGACGACGUGCAACCAGCGCAUAGAGGCGGUGGCGGGGACGCAGUUCACACGCAUCCUGCGCGUUCCCUUCCGCACGCAGCAUGGCAUCGUCUCCCACUGGGUCUCACGCUUCGACGUCUGGCCGUACCUCGAGCAAUUCACCGAGGACGUGGCAAAGGAGCUGCAGGUGGAGCUGGGGGGGCGGCCGGGGCUGAUAAUCGGCAACUACAGCGACGGCAACCUGGUGGCCACGCUGCUCUCGCACCAGAUGGGCGUCACUCAGUGCAACAUAGCGCACGCGCUGGAGAAGACCAAGUACCCGGACUCGGACCUGUUCUGGCAGCGGCACGACGCGGCGUACCACUUCAGCUGCCAGUUCACGGCGGAUCUCAUCGCCAUGAACCACGCCGACUUCAUCGUCACCUCCACCUUCCAGGAGAUCGCCGGCAGCCUAUCCUCCAACACAGUCGGGCAGUACGAGUCGCACCGCGUGGUGAACGGAGUCGACGUGUACGACCCCAAGUUCAACAUCGUCUCUGCCCUCCCCCUUCCCCACCUCCUCUCCGCCUCCCGUUUCCCCCUCCCCCUUUCUCCCUCCCCCACUCCCCUCUUUCCCCUCCUCUUCCCCCCCCCCGCAUUUCCCGCAAUCUCCCCCCAUCUCCCCCGCCCCAGCCUGUCGUCCAACACGGUGGGGCAGUACGAGUCGCACAUGGCGUUCACGAUGCCGGGGCUGUACCGCGUGGUGAACGGAGUCGACGUCCUGUCGUCCAACACGGUGGGGCAGUACGAGUCGCACAUGGCGUUCACGAUGCCCGGGCUGUACCGCGUGGUGAACGGAGUCGACGUGUACGACCCCAAGUUCAACAUCGUGUCGCCCGGCGCCGACGACGACGUGUACUUCCCCUUCUCCGACUCGCGCCGCCGCCUCACGUCGCUGCACGCGGGGAUCCGCGACCUGCUGUUCGGCGAGCCCGACGGCGAGGAGAAGGCGUACCACCUAUCGGACCCCUCCAAGCCGAUUCUCUUCUCCAUGGCGCGCCUCGACCGCGUGAAGAACCUCACGGGCCUCGUGCGCUGGUUCGGCGCGGACUCGCGCCUGCGCGCGCUCGUAAACCUCGUCGUCGUGGGCGGCAAACUCGACGCGUCGCAGUCGCACGACCGCGAGGAGGCGGAGCAGAUCAAGAUGAUGCACGCCGUCGCGCUCGACGCGGGGCUGGACGGUAGUUUCCGCUGGAUCCGCGCGCAGACGAACCGCGUCAAGAACGGCGAGCUGUACCGCGUCGUCGCGGACAGCCGCGGCGCGUUCGUGCAGCCGGCGCUGUUCGAGGCGUUCGGGCUGACCGUGGUGGAGGCCAUGACGUGCGGGCUGCCCACCUUCGCGACGUGCCACGGGGGGCCGCGCGAGGUGAUUCACGACGGGGAGAGCGGGUUCCACAUCGACCCCUACCACGGCGACCUCGCCACUGAGAGGAUGGCUGACUUCUUUGAGCGUUGUCGCGACGAGCCCAAGCACUGGGACGACGUUAGCGCCGCUGCUCUCGCUCGGAUCCAGUCCCGGUACACGUGGGGCAUAUACGCGGAGAGGCUGAUGACGCUCUCCCGAGUGUACGGCUUCUGGAAGUUUGUGUCCAACCUGGAGCGCCGCGAGAUGAAGCGCUACAUCGAGAUGUUCUACAUCCUCAAGUUCCGCCAACUGGUCAAGACCGUUCCAACGACAGAGAAAGAGGAAAGGGAUUGA
Molecule: messenger RNA, 3216 nt
Organism: Closterium sp. NIES-65
Lineage: Eukaryota; Viridiplantae; Streptophyta; Zygnematophyceae; Desmidiales; Closteriaceae
Source: the annotation of a GenBank genome assembly